ACUCUGCCUGCUGCAUCCUGACUCCGACCCUGCACAAGGCCGGCCGGGGGACAGAAGACAGCAGGCCCCAGUGCCAGUGUGCGAGAGGCCUGGAGGAAGUGGGUCAGUGCAGGGCUGCGAGGGAGCCAGGCUGGCCCUGGCCCUGCCCUGCCCCUCCUCUCCUCCGCUCACCCCAAAAUAGCUCCCUGAGGAGCCGGGCCAAGACCCUCCCAUCGAGGGAGGGGGUGGGGCAAGCUGCCCGGAGCCAGGCUUUAAAGCACCAGCCGGCCGGGGAUCUCCACUCCCUGGUUGGAGGCACCGCUCAGGCCGCCCGUCUGCACAAGCCAGUCCGGCCCACCCUCUCGCAGCCAUGUCCCGGCCCCUGACAGACCAGGAGAAGAGAAAGCAGAUCAGUGUGCGUGGCCUGGCCGGUGUGGAGAAUGUGACCGAGCUGAAGAAGAACUUCAACCGUCACCUACACUUCACCCUCGUGAAAGACCGCAAUGUGGCCACCCCGCGAGACUACUACUUCGCGCUGGCCUACACGGUGCGCGACCACCUCGUGGGCCGCUGGAUCCGCACGCAGCAGCACUACUAUGAGAAGGACCCCAAGAGGAUCUACUACCUGUCUCUGGAAUUCUACAUGGGCCGGACGCUGCAAAACACCAUGGUGAACCUGGCGUUGGAGAACGCCUGUGACGAGGCCACCUACCAGCUGGGCCUGGACAUGGAGGAGCUGGAGGAAAUCGAGGAGGACGCAGGGCUGGGCAACGGGGGCCUGGGCCGGCUGGCGGCCUGCUUUCUGGACUCAAUGGCAACACUGGGCCUGGCUGCCUAUGGCUACGGGAUCCGCUAUGAGUUUGGGAUUUUUAACCAGAAGAUCUCUGGGGGUUGGCAGAUGGAGGAGGCUGAUGACUGGCUUCGCUACGGCAACCCCUGGGAGAAAGCCCGCCCCGAGUUCACGCUGCCGGUGCACUUCUAUGGCCGAGUGGAACACACCAGCCAGGGGGCCAAGUGGGUGGACACACAGGUGGUGUUGGCCAUGCCUUACGACACGCCCGUGCCUGGCUACCGCAACAACGUCGUCAAUACCAUGCGCCUGUGGUCUGCCAAAGCCCCCAAUGACUUCAACCUCAAGGACUUCAAUGUGGGUGGCUACAUCCAGGCUGUGCUGGACCGCAACCUGGCUGAGAACAUCUCUCGGGUCCUAUACCCCAACGACAACUUCUUUGAGGGGAAGGAGCUGCGGCUGAAGCAGGAGUACUUCGUAGUGGCUGCCACGCUCCAGGACAUCAUCCGCCGCUUCAAGUCCUCCAAGUUUGGCUGCCUCGACCCUGUGCGCACCAACUUCGAUGCCUUCCCGGAUAAGGUGGCCAUCCAGCUCAAUGACACCCACCCCUCCUUGGCCAUCCCUGAGCUGAUGAGGAUUCUGGUGGACCAGGAGCGACUGGAGUGGGAAAAGGCAUGGGAAGUGACUGUGAAGACUUGUGCCUACACCAACCACACGGUGCUGCCCGAGGCCCUGGAGCGCUGGCCUGUGCACCUCAUAGAGACCCUGCUGCCGCGGCACCUCCAGAUCAUCUAUGAGAUCAACCAGCGCUUCCUUAACCGGGUGGCGGCCGCGUUCCCAGGGGAUGUAGACAGACUGCGGCGCAUGUCGCUGGUGGAGGAGGGCGCGGUGAAGCGCAUCAACAUGGCACACCUAUGCAUUGCCGGGUCUCAUGCCGUCAAUGGUGUGGCUCGCAUCCACUCGGAGAUCCUCAAGAAGACCAUCUUCAAGGACUUCUACGAGCUGGAGCCUCAUAAAUUCCAGAAUAAGACCAAUGGGAUCACCCCUCGGCGCUGGUUGGUUAUGUGUAACCCUGGGCUGGCAGAAGUCAUUGCUGAGCGCAUUGGAGAGGAAUACAUCGCUGACCUGGAUCAGCUACGCAAACUGCUCUCCUACGUGGACGAUGAAUCCUUUAUCCGGGAUGUGGCCAAAGUGAAGCAGGAAAACAAGUUAAAGUUCUCUGCGUACCUGGAGAAGGAAUACAAAGUCCACAUCAACCCCAACUCGCUCUUUGAUAUCCAGGUGAAGCGGAUUCACGAAUAUAAACGCCAGCUCCUCAACUGCCUCCAUGUCAUCACACUGUACAACCGUAUCAAGAAGGAACCCAAUAAGUUUUUUGUGCCUCGGACUGUGAUGAUUGGAGGGAAGGCCGCCCCUGGGUACCAUAUGGCCAAGAUGAUCAUCAAACUCAUCACAGCCAUUGGGGAUGUGGUCAACCAUGACCCGGUGGUGGGAGACCGCCUCCGCGUGAUCUUCCUGGAGAACUACCGAGUCUCGCUGGCUGAGAAAGUGAUCCCGGCCGCUGACCUCUCCGAGCAGAUCUCUACUGCAGGCACUGAAGCGUCAGGCACUGGCAACAUGAAGUUCAUGCUCAACGGGGCUCUGACCAUUGGCACCAUGGAUGGGGCCAACGUGGAGAUGGCAGAAGAGGCAGGAGAGGAGAACUUCUUCAUCUUCGGCAUGCGGGUGGAGGACGUGGAAAGGCUUGACCAGAGAGGGUACAACGCCCAGGAGUAUUAUGACCGGAUUCCUGAGCUUCGGCACGUCAUUGACCAACUGAGCAGUGGCUUCUUCUCCCCCAAACAGCCUGACCUAUUCAAGGACAUUGUCAACAUGCUCAUGCACCAUGACCGGUUUAAAGUCUUUGCGGAUUAUGAAGAGUACGUUAAAUGCCAGGAGAGAGUCAGUGCCCUGUACAAGAACCCGAGAGAAUGGACGCGGAUGGUGAUCCGGAACAUAGCUACCUCUGGCAAGUUCUCCAGUGACCGCACCAUUGCCCAGUACGCCAGGGAGAUCUGGGGCGUGGAGCCGAACCGCCAGCGCAUGCCGGCCCCAGAUGAGAAGAUCUGAGCCUCUAGACCAGACCCAAACCUGCCCCUGAGUCUGUUUGCAGUCGCUUGGGCCAGCUCCAGCUCCUCGUCCAGAGGGUGGGGUACUGGAGUUAGAUCUCUAACCCUCUUCUUGGAACCCCCAUUUCCCAUCAGCCUCGAGCGGCCAGUGUUCAGCGUGAUGAAGGACACUGCUCCCAUCCUGUCCUCGGGCUCCCCAGCCCCUCCUGUUUACGGGUCUGACCAACUGCACCCACUCCCCAAUAAAUUGAUUCUCCUGGGGAGCCUCCUUA
This is a messenger RNA of Cervus elaphus (red deer), 3149 nucleotides long. It is a transcript of the gene PYGM, whose product is annotated as glycogen phosphorylase, muscle associated. Gene Ontology annotation, cellular component: cytoplasm. NCBI's taxonomy places the organism in Eukaryota, Metazoa, Chordata, Mammalia, Artiodactyla, Cervidae. The coding region runs from base 350 to 2878 and encodes 842 amino acids. Gene Ontology annotation, biological process: glycogen catabolic process. The transcript has 20 exons. The record is from RefSeq and is a predicted model, not a curated record. Gene Ontology annotation, molecular function: glycogen phosphorylase activity; pyridoxal phosphate binding.